GUGAGGGCUGCGGCGAUGGCAGCUUCCCUGGGGGCUGAGAGCUCACCCAGGACAAGCACUGGCCCUGAGAGCUGUCCCUGCGCGCGGGGUGGCAGCAGCGAGGCCCCGCGGGGGCAGCGGCUGAUCUGGACCCCAGGCAGGCAGCACGGUGGGGGCUCAGAGCUCUGCCUCGCUGCCGGGGCAGCGUGGCCGGGCCCACGGAAACACCCCGCGGAGGGGGACACGGAGCAGGAGCAGGGGUGGCCGCGGAGGGGCUGCCACGGUCCCGUCGCCGGAGAGUGCUUUCGCUUAGGCCGAGCCCCGCGCCUGUCCCCGCCCACCGGCCUUUGCCCGCCAAUCAGCUCUCGCUGCGCGCGAGCCUUGGCCAAUCGUGACCCGCUGCCUGCACGGCCGCGCAGCGCGAGGGCCGCUCCUUCCGAGCCAGCGGCGGCGCUUCCGGCGCGCGGGGGCCGGGGCCGUGCGGCCGCCAUGGUGCGCGCGUUCGUGCUGCUGGCGCCGGGCGGGCCCGCCGGCCACGCCCCCUGCCGCGUGCUGUACGCGCGCACCUUCGGGACCUCCGCCGGGCGCGGCUCCGGGGGCUCCCGGCAGCGCCUCCGCCGCAAGGAGCAGCUGCUGGUCGUGGCCAGACAAGUGGCCUCCCAGUGUCAGCUCCUUCAGUCAUCCUUGGGGCGCCCGUCCUCCCCACAACUUCCCCAGCUACCCGAUGAGCCGAUGUCACUCCAAGAUGCUCCAGGGGGUCUUUUCCAGAUGCCCCCUGGAGACCCAUUCCCUGAGCGGGUGACGGUAGUGUGGUUAUCAGUGCUGGCCCUUGCCUUCGCCUUGGUUUGUGAACCCCAAGAGAAUCUGUCGUUGGCUGAGAUCACCCUGCGGCGCCUGGCUCCCCGCCUGCUCCUCUCCCUGCGCCUCCUUGGCCCUGGCGCUGAUGUCCUGCUCCGUCCUGAUGCUGCUGAUGGCCUCCUGGACCGUCUCCUGCCCCACGGGCAGAUGCUUUUUCUCAACGAACAUUUCCUCCAGGCAGUGGACCGAGAGCUGGGUAUCAAAGCAUCCCGCUGAGCUACAGAUGACAUUCCUGCCUACCACUCCCAGAUAUUUUUGGGGGAUGAGAGACAAGGAGGGAUCUGAGAUGGUUGCCAAGCCCCAGUGGGAUGGAUGAGAAACAUAGUUCAAGAAUAAAGAGCGACGAGCCAGCUAAGAGCAGAGUUUUAAUCCAUUUAUCCCCCAACACCAUCAUGGGAGAGCUAACCCAUCCCCAUAAAUCCACCUGCAGCUGGGACGGUGCCAAAUUCCUGUGCUGUUUUCCUGCACUGCAUUCCUGCACCGUGUGCACAUGACAGUGAGUGGAGGCUGCAUGUGGCCGUGAAUGGACGCUAAAAGAGGGACCCUGGGUUGUGGUUACCCCAGCUGGGCAUGGUGGGGCAGGCAGGGGGUCCUCAGCAGGGGAGACAUGGCUCUGGGAUGGGGCCUUGGCAGGGUACAUGGGGCAUCCACGGGUGUGCAUCUCGCCAUGGGGCAUUGGGGUCUCUGUGUGGGGGAUUAAAUAAAUAGGUGGUGGGGCAGGAUGUAGCCGUGUGCCUCGCACAGCAGGGUGGUUGUCCCUAGAUGCUGCUGCUUGGGGUCAGGGGACCUGUGUGACACCCUGGGAGAUGGCAGGAUUUGGCACUCCCCUACCCAGCUCUGCAGGGUGCAGUGGGGAGCAGGGUCCUACCCUAGCACUUUCUGAGUGCUGGGAAAUCCAGGGAGCCAGGAGCUGGCAUGGACAGCUCUUACACCAGUGGGCCGGGAACAGUCUGGGCACUGCCAGGCCAUGCAGAGGGGCUGUCAUGAGGCCAGACUCCAAAGUGCUUUCGCUUGUAACUGCACCAGUAAAGCUGGAGCACCUGAGGAGGGGUGCUGGGCACUGAGCUUCAGCCGUGAUGGGUCUCUGGCUGUGCUGGGGGAUCUUAUUGUGUGCUGGAGAUGCGGGAGCAUUGGAGCCCACUGUGGCAUCCCACCCUUAAGGGGAAGGGCGUGCUGUCUUCACCUCCCAUGUGAUAGCAGCUGUCACAUACUGCUCCCACAACUGGCUUGAAUACAACCAAAAGCCAAUGAGACAUUAUCCCAGAGUGUUUAAAUGUUGCUAGCAAUUAAUUGCUGAUGAUAAUCAACUGGAAUGUGAAUAUAUGGGCCAUUACUGUGUAUGCACUGAUAGGAUUCCAGUUGCUUGAUUUCAAUAUCACCUGUUUAAUGGCCAAAAUUCUCUUGCAAAUCAGCCACCUGAAUUGAAUCAAAUGGGAUAUUUGUGUGUGAUUUUCCCCUCCACCCUUAGGUCUAGUAGAUUCAGGGCGAGUUGAAGGAGAUAAAAAAUCAUCUUUUCCCAAUUCUCUGUCAUGGGGACCGCCCUUUCCCAGAGACUGCACUGACCUGGCCUAGGCCAGGCACCAUUUCGCUUCUGGUUCUCCUUGAUCGCCUCCUGGAGCAAGAGCAGCACCUGCUUCAUCAUGGUGGGUUCCUGUACUGCACAGCCUGCUGGAUUAGAUCAUCCAGGAUGAAGCAGAUCAUCUUAUUCAGCCCUUUCCUACAAGAGGCAUCAAAGGAGCAUCCAGGAAGAGGAGAGAGGGAGGCACUCCCUGCUUGCAGCACUGCCAUCCAGGUCCUGGCCAGUUUGGUUCCCAGGACGAGCAGGGACAUUGCAGGACAACACAGGGCACAUGCCUGGCAGGUGGGGAGACAGAGGCAGAGCCCACUCCAAAACCAUUCCCGGCCCCAGCUGCUGGCACUUUGAACCUCCUUCACAGCCUCUGUGCUCUGUAGCUUAGCUGAGCUGGCUCUCAUUAACCAUUAUAGCUUGGGUGUGGCUGUGGCAGGAGGGUGGAGGUGCCAGCGCUCCUGGGCACCAGAGCACACAGAAUCCUGACAGGUAUGGCUGCAAUGGGAGCCCUGGGUGGCAAAGCUGUCUCUGCAGCUCCAAAACCUCCUGACAGUCAUUAAAGGGGCUGUAGCUGGGGGAGAAGUGCAGACAGCUGGGAGAAAAGGUGGUGCUGGGCUCCAUUCCCAACUCAUGGCUUGGGCUUAGUGCAU
This is a messenger RNA of Prinia subflava (tawny-flanked prinia), 3057 nucleotides long. Its product is annotated as AP-5 complex subunit sigma-1-like. The coding region runs from base 16 to 1053 and encodes 345 amino acids. Gene Ontology annotation, cellular component: lysosome; late endosome; cytosol. Gene Ontology annotation, biological process: double-strand break repair via homologous recombination; endosomal transport. Lineage: Eukaryota; Metazoa; Chordata; Aves; Passeriformes; Cisticolidae. The record is from RefSeq and is a predicted model, not a curated record. The transcript has 2 exons.